AAACCGAAACAGCCAACCCUAGAAUCGCUCGUUUCCUGUCCCUCCUCCUGUGUGCGGCGCCGCCGCUGCGCACAGGCCACAUCUCCUCGCCCUCCUCCACAUCUCCGGCCAAAGCGCUCACUUCUCCGGCCCUCCUCCACAUCUCCUCGCCUCCACCCCAUCCACUUCCUGUCCAAGACUAUGGCAACGGAGCUCGGCGGUUGCGGCCCUUCUCCAAGACUGCAGCGUGGUGCUCGGCGGCUGCGGCAACGGAGCUGAUGGAGCGCGAGCCGACCAGUUCAACGGAGGCGGUAGCACGGGGCAGCGGCAGCAGCAUGGAGGGCGUCCGCUUGACUGGAAAGGUACAAAUGUUCUUGAUGCAGUUUCAGUACGUGUAUGCAGUUUCAGUCUUCAGCAAUUUGUCUCGUCCAAAGAAAGUAUUUGUUGAUAGUGAGAGUGAGGAUAAUGAUGGGGUGAGUGAGGAUGGGGAAGAUGCUCCAUCCAUGCAUGAUCAGCAAGAGGCGCAAAUGCAAGUGGAAAAAGAGACACAAAUUCAAGUGGAAAAGGACGCACCACCAACAGAUGGCAAUUUGGAGACCCGUAGAUCUGUACGGCUUGUCAAGAAGAAGACCAAGGGCGUCAACAGCCUAUACCCGCUGCUUAGAAAUCUGCUGAAAUGCCACAUGAAGAACUAAGGAUAUCAAGAAGCUUUUGGAUGUAUGCAAGCUUGGAGCUGCUGUUUUAUAGAAAUGACACUUGACGAAUAACCAAGGAUAUCAAGAAGCUUUUGGAUGUAGGCAAGCUUGGAGCUGCUGUUUCAAUGUCAUGCUUUGAUAGUUGUCUUUUGGAGCUGUUGUUUCUAUGUGUAAUACUUUAAGUCUGUUGGCUGUACCGGACUAUUUAAACUCUGAACUAUGUUGUGAUGGUUGAACUGAUGUUGGACUGUUAAGGGUUAUGUUGGAGGCCACUUUAUAACUAAUGUGUGCCUGUUAUGUUGGACA
Messenger RNA from Triticum aestivum (bread wheat), 980 nucleotides. RefSeq lists its product as uncharacterized. Bases 258 to 674 code for a protein of 138 amino acids. The transcript has 4 exons. The record is from RefSeq and is a predicted model, not a curated record. Lineage: Eukaryota; Viridiplantae; Streptophyta; Magnoliopsida; Poales; Poaceae.